GGAGGAGGCAGCCCCUGGCAGGGACCUCGGCCGCUCCACCCGGCGGUCCCCUGCCUGCGCCGCCGCGGAGAGCCCCGCGCUGACAUGCCCCGAGGGGGCGGUGGCUGCGAGCCGAGCCUGGGUGGAAGCGCGUCGCAGCGGACGCGGGCGCCCCUCACCACCUCCGUGACCCUUCGGGAGCCGGGACCCGAGCCCCGGAGGCGGUGGCGCGGGCCAGCGAGGGCGGCGAGGUCCGUGCUCUUAGCGUCCAGAGGGGCCGCCGGCUGCGGACUUGUCGCUUCUCGCCUCCCACCCCCAGCCCCCCGCGAGCUGGCAGGAGGAAAUAGCGCGCGGCCCCUUUAAAUUUACCCAGGAGCCCUUAAAGGAGCCCCAGGGGCCCCAGACAGGAAUCCCCACCCCGGUCCAGCCCGCGCCGCCGAGCGAGCAGCCAGCCGUCCGUGCGGCCGGCCGCCCUGUGCAUGCGCCCAGCGCCCCGGGGCCUCGCGCACCGAGCGCCCCGCGCGGGCCGCCUUCGGCCCCGCGGCCCCGCGCCCCGCCGCCCCGGGGCCCCGCUCCGCAGCGCAGCGCAUGGAGCCCGGCGGGGACCACCGGAGCCGGAGCGGCGGCGGCAGGGGCGGCCCCGGGCCAGCAGUGGCCUCGGCACGGGGCCGACGGCUGCCGCCCGCCGGAUCGAGCGGCGGCGCGGAGCCCGAGGAGGACGACGGCGGGCAAGAUCUUCAGCUGGAAGGGGGUGCCUUGGGGUCCUGGGGGAGUACUCCCCUGCCCUCCUCCAGGGCCAGGGGACCAGCAUCUUCAGGCAGGAAAUACUCAGACCAUUGUGAGGCCAGGGCCUCAAGGCCUGGAAAGAGCCGCAUCCCUGGCCGUGACCACCGGCGCUACUACCACGACCACUGGCGGCUGGAGUACCUGAUGGACUUCAACCCUGCUCGGCAUGGCAUGGUGUGCAUGGUGUGCGGCAGCUCCCUGGCCACCCUCAAGCUCAGCACCAUCAAGAGGCACAUCCGCCAGAAGCACCCCUACUCCCUGCAUUGGAGUCCCCGCGAGAAGGAAGUCAUCAGCAACAGCUGGGAUGCCCACCUGGGGCUGGGGGCCUGUGGUGAGGCUGAAGGCCUGGGGGCCCAGGGAGCUGAGGAAGAGGAGGAGGAGGAAGAGGAAGAGGAAGAAGAGGGGGCCAGCCUCCAGGCUUGCCCACCCAAGGGCUCAGGCAAAGCCUCAGCUGGUGGGGGCUGCCGGCGCCAGCGGCCAGGGGUGCGAGGGGGCCCAGUGGCAUCCCGUGGCCAGUGCCUCUCAGCCUCCAGAAGGGCUGGGGGCAGCAGGGGACUGGGGUCCCAGCGCCUGGAGAGAAGGCUGAAGGAGUCCCUGCAGAGCUGGUUCCGGGCUGAGUGUCUCAUGGACUAUGACCCGCGGGGGAACCGGCUGGUGUGCCUGGCCUGUGGCCGGGCAUUGCCCAGCCUGCACCUGGACGACAUCCGUGCCCACGUGCUGGAGGCGCACCCCAGCUCUCUGGGGCUCAGCGGCCCCCAGCGCAGUGCCCUGCUGCAGGCUUGGGGUGACCAGCCUGGGGUGCUCUCUGAGCUCAUCCAGUCCUCACCAGACGAUGACCUCGUUCCCCAGGACCUGACCAGAAAGAGCCGGGACUCGGCCCCUGCAGCUGGAGCCCCCUCCUCUCAGGAUCUCAGGCCCCCAGACGUAAAGGAAGAGGCUGGCUGGGUCCCUGAGAGGCCCAGGCCCGCAGAGGAGGAGGAGGAGGAGCUGGAGGAGGGCAAGGGCGAGGGCGAGGCCGAGAGGGAGGGGGUCCCGGGGCAGUCGCCGCAGGGCGGCGACCACCGCCGCCACUUCCAGGAGCGCUGGCGACUGGAGUACCUCAUGGAGCUGGACGGCGGCCGGCGUGGCCUGGUGUGCAUGGUGUGCGGGGGCGCGCUGGCCUCGCUCAAGAUGAGCACCAUCAAGCGGCACAUCCGCCAGCGCCACUCGGGCCUCACGCGCCGCACCGGGCCUGUUAAGGCCCUCAUCGCCCCGGAGUGGAGCGAGAAGGCCGCCCACCUUCUGGCCCUGGGGCUGCCCUGCCCGGAGUCGCCCCCCGGCGCCGCCGGCCCCAGCACAGCCGCAGCCCAGGAAGGGGGAAGGGCGGAGGAGGCGGAGCCAGAGGAGGCGUGGUGGGGCGAAGUCCCACUCUCCCCUGGGGCUCCGUUGGAGCGGCCCGCCGAGGAAGAGGAGGACGAAGAGGACGGGCAGGAGCCCGGGGGACUGGCCUUCCCGCCGCUGCCGCUGCCGCCGCCGCCCCCUCCCCCUCCCCCGCCGCCCCGCAGCCGGGAGCAGCGGCGGAACUACCAGCCGCGCUGGCGGGGCGAGUACCUGAUGGAUUACGACGGCAGCCGGCGCGGCCUGGUGUGCAUGGUGUGCGGGGGCGCGCUGGCCACGCUCAAGGUGAGCACCAUCAAGCGGCACAUCCUGCAGGUGCACCCCUUCUCCAUGGACUUCACGCCCGAGGAGCGCCAGACCAUCCUGGAGGCCUACGAGGAGGCGGCGCUGCGCUGCUACGGCCACGAGGGCUUCGGGCCACCUGCCCCGGCGCCGCGCGACGGCGGCGCGGACCUCAAGCCCGGCGCCGUGUGCCGGGCGUAGCGGACUCGCUCGGCCGGGCUGGGAGACCCUUGUCCCUGGUGCUAGAGCUUCCCACGCCCCCGACUGCUGCCGUGCCCCCUGCUGGCCGGGCCGGGCGGAGAUUGGGUGGCGCCGCCGCUGCGGUUCGUUGCCACUUCGGUGUCUGAGCUAGUCGGGCGCUGGGGGAAGCGCACCCGGGCCCGGAGCCCCGGCCCUCUGCGCAGCGCUCCGCUUUCCAUGAAGCCAAAGCGGCCUCCGAAGUGUUAGCACCGAGCGCCGCCAGCCCGGCCCGCGGCGGGGAGCACUUCGCGAGGUGCUCCUUUGCCAGGCUGGGAUGGGGGCGCCGUCAGUCAGUAUUAGGACCGAGGGAGGGGCCCGGGAGGGCAGGAGGGACGCGCCGGCCCCUUGCCCUGGCCGGGGGCCCAGUUCUCUGCGGCCUCGCACGCCAGCAGGCGCAGCUCCCGCCUCGGGGACUGCUGGCUGCCUCGUCCUAAUUGGUAUUCUUGGCCUCUCGGAGGCCCUGGCCGCGGACGGGGGCCUUAGGCGGGAGGCGGGCCCGGGGCUUGGGAGCCUCCGGGGCGGGGAGGGCGCGUUGGACCGUGGACGGGCGGGGCGAUGCCCCUAAGCCUGGGCUCGGCCAGCUGUGCCAGCUUCGGGGACAGGCUCAGAGGGACCAUGCGCCUGGUGGCCCCGCCCUCGGCCACGCCCUCCCGCCCGGACCGGGAUCGUGUAAAGGGAUUAGCACUUUUUUUCCUUUGCUCCUCUCCUGCCCUGAGGGCCUCCGUUUACCCCUAGGCUGAAUCUGGCGCUCUUGGUCCAGCGCCAGGUCCGUUGGAGCCCGGGGCACUGGCGGUCCCGGCAGUUGGCCUAUAUUCCCGUCCUCUCCCUUUGCCCCUUUGUCCUCAGCGGACUCGCCACCGGUUCUUAGCUCCCAGGGCCUGGGGCCGGGCGUCGGCCUCUCUUCCGGCGGCAGCGCCAGGCCCUGUGGGGUAGGGAAGGGGCCCCGCGAUCUCCCAGGCAGGUCCGAGAGGGGUGUGUAGACUCAUUCUCCCGUGGAGAACAGGUGGCCCUGAGAUCAGGCCCUUUUUUGCUCUUUGUAUUUUAUUUUGGAACUGUAUUUAAUGCUUUUAUAUGAAAGGGGCGGGGCGGGGACAGAGCUGACCCAAUCACCCUUAUGUGCAAACGUCUUAUUUAUUACGCGUGUAUCAGAGAUAAGCUGUGAGGUGGUGGGGAAGGACCUGAAGGAAGAUGGAGCGAGGACAGAGGCGGGGAUGGAGGGCUAAACAUCCCACACAUGCCUGUGGCCUCUCGUCUCAGCCCCAGGUUUUUUUUCACAAAGGGAAGCCCCUGCAGGGACGGUGCCCUCGCCUGGCUUAAAGUCAGGGUGGAGAAGCCCAGGGGUGGAGCUUGAGGGUUGGGUCUGAGGGAGUGUGGCCCUAGGGGGCCAGGGCGGGUUGUCGUUGGAGAAAGCAGAAGACAAAGAGAAGUCCUUUCUCCUUACCCGCCCUAGGCCGGAACCUAAGGUUCAAGUGCCUCAGGCCAAGUUCCUUGACUCUUUCUAAUUGGGAGUUGGAUUUUUUUUU
Messenger RNA from Sciurus carolinensis (gray squirrel), 4187 nucleotides. RefSeq names its product zinc finger translocation associated (gene Zfta). Gene Ontology annotation, biological process: negative regulation of DNA-templated transcription. Bases 568 to 2625 code for a protein of 685 amino acids. The record is from RefSeq and is a predicted model, not a curated record. NCBI's taxonomy places the organism in Eukaryota, Metazoa, Chordata, Mammalia, Rodentia, Sciuridae. The transcript is spliced from 5 exons.